CAUGGUAAGAAUUUCCUUCCCGACUGCGCUUCGCAGAAUCAAACUCAAUCCGGCCAAAUAAACGAUCGUAUCUGCUUCUGGUCCCCUUCGUGCGUGUUAAGGGUCUUGUGACACACGGAACGAUGGUGAACGUCCCGAAGACCCGCAGGACUUACUGCAAGAAGUGCAAGAAGCACCAGCCCCACAAAGUGACCCAGUACAAGAAGGGAAAGGAUUCCCUCUUCGCACAGGGUAAAAGGAGAUACGACAGAAAGCAGAGCGGAUAUGGUGGUCAGACCAAACCCAUCUUCAGGAAAAAGGCCAAGACUACAAAGAAGAUUGUCCUGAGGCUUGAGUGCGUGGAGCCCAACUGUAGAUCCAAGAGAAUGCUGGCCAUCAAGAGAUGCAAGCACUUUGAGUUGGGUGGUGACAAGAAGAGAAAGGGCCAGGUCAUCCAGUUCUAAACUGUGGAUCGGUUUCCUGGAGGAAGUCGUCACAAUUUUCAAUAAAUGUAUUAACGUACA
Molecule: messenger RNA, 503 nt
Organism: Gasterosteus aculeatus aculeatus (three-spined stickleback)
Lineage: Eukaryota; Metazoa; Chordata; Actinopteri; Perciformes; Gasterosteidae
Gene: rpl36a
Product: ribosomal protein L36A
Biological process (GO): translation
Cellular component (GO): ribosome
Molecular function (GO): structural constituent of ribosome
Source: RefSeq, a predicted model, not a curated record